AUGGACGGUAAUAUUGAGGUUCGGAUCUGUCAGCGAAUAGCACAUCUGAUAGCCAUUGUCAAAGCAAGACAUCUCCCAGAGAAAGAAACUAGUCCAAAUGAGAGAAGUCUCAUAUCUUGGAGCGGUCGUGGUGGUGGCAACGGGUUUGGCAUUGGAGUGAGACGUAAUGGGUCAAAGGUCGACAUCGGUAUCGGCGGUGGGGUGGGUGGAGGUAUCGCUACUAGUCGUGGCGCUGCAGCUGGUGGAGGUGUCGGUAUAGGCGUUGGAAUUGCAGUCGGGAAGGGAGGUGUAAACAUUGGCAUAGGGGUAGGAGGUGGGGGUAGUGUCACUGCUGGCAAUGGCAGCGUUAGUGUAGGCAGAGGGGGUGGUGCUGGCAUUGGGAUUAGUAUUGGCCGUGGGGGUGUAAGUGUUGGUGGUGGUGGUGGCGGUGGCAAAGGUGGCAGUGGAGGAGAGGGAUCAGGUGGUGGUGGUGGAACUGGAAGUGCUGGAGGGGCCAUAGGGCAUGGUGAAGGAUAUGGUAAUAGCUGUGGGACCGGUGGAAGCGGCGGGGGAAGCGGAAUGGGCUCGGCUGGAGGUGGAGAAACCAGAGGAGGAGGAGGUGGUGGUGGAAUUGGUAACGGUGGAAAUUGA
Molecule: messenger RNA, 630 nt
Organism: Nelumbo nucifera (sacred lotus)
Lineage: Eukaryota; Viridiplantae; Streptophyta; Magnoliopsida; Proteales; Nelumbonaceae
Source: RefSeq, a predicted model, not a curated record